AUGAAGUCUGAAUCUGUGACACGCGCGGGCUUCGCGACCUCUAUUACUUUGGCUACAUGUCUAGCAGGCGCAUUGGCUCAAGGGAAUAGUUCAGUUGCUCCGGUCAACCUGACAGUUGCAACGGAGGGUGGUAAUAAGUCGAGUCCGCUUCUAUAUGGAGUUAUGUUCGAGGAAAUGGACCAUUCGGGUGAUGGUGGAAUUCACGGACAAUUGCUGCAGAACAAUGGAUUUCAAGGAACUAGUCUUGGUUUGACUGCCUACGCUCCGGUGGGAGAUACGAUAAUCUCCCAGGAUACCUCAAAGCCUGUUAGUAAAGCAAUUACGUCUUCGCUCAACGUCGCAGUACCGGAUGGCACAACAGACUAUGUAGGCUUCGCCAAUACCGGUUACAACGGAAUUCCAAUAACGGGCGCCACAUACAACAGUUCAUUCUGGAUGAUGGGCAACUACUCGGGAACCAUCAACCUACAACUUGUUGGAUCGCACAGUGGUUCGAUAUAUGCCGAUCACAAUUUGACCGUCAAGAGUACGGAUUCAAAAUUCACCGAGUUCAAAACCAGGUUCAAUACUACUUAUGCACCAGAAGGAGAUAACGAGUGGCAUUUGACAUUCGAUGGUUCGAAAGUUGCCGGUAGCUCGUUGAACUUUGGCUUAAUCCAGUUGUUUCCUCCCACUUUCAAAGGAAGAGAAAACGGGUUGCGAGAUAGCCUGGCAGUGUUUCUGGACGAGGUCAAUCCAGCGUUUCUUCGGUUCCCGGGCGGGAACAACCUCGAAGGUUUGGAGGUUGACAAUCGCUGGAAGUGGAACACCACGAUUGGACCCGUGGUCGACCGUCCAGGAAGAGAAAGUGACUGGUUUUAUCCUAAUACAGAUGCUCUCGGCUUGGACGAGUAUCUAUGGUGGUGUGAAGACAUGAACAUGGCGCCACUCCUGGCCGUGUGGUCAGGCAAGUCUUAUGGAGACAUUCUGUCUGGGCCGGACCUCGAACCUUUCGUUGACGAUAUCAUGAAUGAGAUGGAAUAUCUCUUUGGCAACUCUUCGACACAUUAUGGCAAAAUGCGAGCCCAGAAUGGUCGGAAAGAUCCAUGGAAGGUGGACCUUAUUGAAAUUGGCAACGAAGACGAUCUCACCGGUGGUUGCGACACAUAUCCGGAUCGUUUCAAUCAAAUCUAUACGGCCAUCCAUGACAAGUAUCCGAACAUCACAUUUAUUGCUUCUCAUGGGAACUAUUCGUGUCUGCCCUCUUCGCUUCCUAAAGAUGUCAUCAUUGACCUGCAUCUGUACCGAGCACCGGACGACUUUGUCAAAUUGUUCGACCAGUUUGAUAACCAGCCACGGAACCAACCAGUGAUGAUUGGUGAGUUCGGAUGUCGCAAUACGACAGAAGAGACAGGAACAUACUGGCCGUACAUGCAGGGCAGCUGCAGUGAGGCCGUGUACAUGAUCGGAAUGGAGCGCAAUAGUGAUAUUGUCAAGAUGGUUGCUUAUGCGCCUUUGAUGCAGCACUUUGAUUUCGUCUCUUGGUCGCCUACACUAUACGGGUUUAAUUCGGCCCCCGACUCUGUCACACCUUCGGUCUCAUAUUUUGUUCAAAAGAUGUUCGCAUCCAACAAGGGUGAUACCAUUCUUCCAGUUCACUCAUCAACAGGAUUUGGACCUCUUUACUGGGUGGCUUCGAAGACAGGUUCACAAUACUACUUGAAACUGGCAAACUAUGGCCCCGAACACCAGAACGUCAAAGUGAGUAUACCAGGAACCAGAUCUGGUAAACUGGAGAUGCUUGCUGGACCAAAGCACCAGGGCGACACGCCCUUCAACGUGAAGAUUCAAACCGUCACCACCAGCGUCUUCAAUGGGCAAGGGAAUUAUUCAAUAAGCAUGGAUCCAUGGGCUGUCGCUGUUCUAGCAGUCUCAUGA
Penicillium robsamsonii is the source of this 1917-nucleotide messenger RNA. RefSeq names its product alpha-L-arabinofuranosidase A. Gene Ontology annotation, molecular function: alpha-L-arabinofuranosidase activity. Gene Ontology annotation, biological process: L-arabinose metabolic process. Bases 1 to 1917 code for a protein of 638 amino acids. The record is from RefSeq and is a predicted model, not a curated record. The transcript is spliced from 4 exons. Lineage: Eukaryota; Fungi; Ascomycota; Eurotiomycetes; Eurotiales; Aspergillaceae.